This is a messenger RNA of Scomber scombrus (Atlantic mackerel), 672 nucleotides long. RefSeq names its product gamma-glutamyltransferase 1a (gene ggt1a). The record is from RefSeq and is a predicted model, not a curated record. NCBI's taxonomy places the organism in Eukaryota, Metazoa, Chordata, Actinopteri, Scombriformes, Scombridae. The coding region runs from base 1 to 672 and encodes 223 amino acids. The transcript has 5 exons. Gene Ontology annotation, molecular function: glutathione gamma-glutamate hydrolase. Gene Ontology annotation, biological process: glutathione catabolic process.
AUGACCUCAGACUACUUUGCUGAUGGCAUAAGGAGUAAAAUUACAGAUGACACCACCCAUCCAGACAGCUACUAUGAACCAGACUAUUUUGUCCCAGACAACCACGGGACAGCUCACUUGUCAGUCAUAGCCGAAGAUGGAAGCGCCGUGGCGGCCACCAGCACCAUUAAUCUAUACUUUGGGUCCAAAGUCAUGUCUCGAUCGACUGGAAUCAUUUUCAACGAUGAAAUGGAUGACUUCAGUUCUCCAUACAUGACCAAUGGGUUUGGAAUCCCUCCCUCGCCCAACAACUUCAUCCAACCAGGCAAGAGGCCACUGUCUUCCAUGUGUCCUACUAUCAUCUUUGACAAAGAAAACAGAGUCAAAAUGGUUGUAGAUAUUUCAAACUUCCUUUUCUUCUGGCUAAAACAGGUCAUCCUGAACUCCUUGUUCUUCAACUAUGACCUAAAGAAAUCUGUGACAGAGCCAAGAGUUCACAAUCAACUCAACCCCAAUAUGACGGUGGUGGAGCAGGGCUUUGAAAAGAGUGUCCUGGAGGGCCUGGCCCAGAAGAACCAUGUAACACAGCUGCUGAGGACUCCCGACUCUGUGGUCCAGGCGGUGGUGCGGCAGGGAGAGCGUCUCUGUGCAGAGUCAGACCCCAGGAAAGGAGGCUAUCCGGCGGGAUACUGA